AUGAUACUUUGCGAACUAUCCAUGCAGAGGGAGCCAAGCGUCUCGAAAACAGACACACACUGUGACUGUGCUGCUGUGGAUUAUUUUGCCGAAAUUCGAUAGUCACUCGUCGGCAUAGAAAAUUGCAAAAGUUUUUCUCGUUGGAUCGUUCAUAAACCCUGCAAAAUAAUGGCCGUCGAACAGAGGAUCUCGGGCGUCAAUCCCAUGGGUGGUCUGCUGUACCCGGACUGGCAGCACGCCGAGCACAGCACCGGUACUUCAAUUAUGGCAUGCGAAUUUAAUGGAGGAGUUGUCAUUGGAGCUGACUCACGUUCAACUACUGGAGCUUAUGUUGCUAAUCGUGUAGCUGACAAGCUAACCAAAGUCACAGAUUACAUAUACUGUUGUCGUUCUGGAUCAUCCGCUGAUACACAAGCUAUAUCAGAUAUUGUUAACUAUCACUUAGCUUUUCACAGAAUGGAGCUUGGUACAGAACCUAGGGUAGAAACAGCUGCAAAUGUAUUUAGGGAACUUUGUUAUAAUUAUCGUGACUCUCUGAUGGCUGGCAUUUUGGUCGCCGGCUGGGACCAAUACAAAGGAGGUCAAGUGUACAGUGUUCCUCUAGGAGGUAUGUGCGUUAGACAACCAAUUUCCAUCGGUGGUUCUGGAUCCAGUUACAUUUAUGGCUACGUCGAUGCCAACUACAAGCCUAGUAUGGAUAAGGAACAAUGCGUUGAAUUAGUUAAAAACUCUCUUGCUCUCGCCAUGUCGCGCGACGGAAGCAGCGGCGGAGUUAUCAGAAUAGGCGUAAUAACCGAAAACGGCAUCGAACGCUCCGUAGUUAUGGGCGACAAAUUGCCCAAAUUCUACGAAGGAUAAAUAUCACUAAUUUUAAUACAAAAAUAUGCUUGCAUUGCGAUACUGAAAGGUUUCUAUCGUUAAAUUUAAUUUUACGUUUCAUAAAUAAAUAAUUUUUGAAAAAUAA
Messenger RNA from Trichogramma pretiosum, 964 nucleotides. RefSeq names its product proteasome subunit beta type-6 (gene Prosbeta1). Gene Ontology annotation, cellular component: proteasome core complex. The coding region runs from base 169 to 858 and encodes 229 amino acids. Lineage: Eukaryota; Metazoa; Arthropoda; Insecta; Hymenoptera; Trichogrammatidae. The record is from RefSeq and is a predicted model, not a curated record. Gene Ontology annotation, molecular function: threonine-type endopeptidase activity. The transcript is spliced from 5 exons.